Messenger RNA from Trichomonas vaginalis G3, 505 nucleotides. RefSeq lists its product as uncharacterized. The annotation marks the transcript as partial. The transcript has a single exon. The record is from RefSeq and is a predicted model, not a curated record. Lineage: Eukaryota; Parabasalia; Trichomonadida; Trichomonadidae.
AUGAUAACGAAGGCAAUAGAAGCUAGUGGAACAGUUACUAUUACAACUGUAACCCAGCAACUAUUUCGAACAAAGAUGGAUUUUAAUGAAUGUUUCAUUCAUCCAAAGUCAUUCUCUUUAGACCCUAACAUUUAUACAGAACUUGUAGAACAUUAUACAAACGAGGCUUUAUGUUUUCCUGUUAAAGUUAUGGAUUGGAUUCCUAUGGACGGUUCAUUCUCAAAGAAUACAGAUAGUUCAAGUGCAACAUUUACAGCAGCUUAUACGCCUAUUAAUGUUAAAAGUAUUUGGGCACUAUUUAGAAAGAAAGACAACUAUUAUGUUAAUUUUGAGAACCCUAAGUUUAAAUAUCUUCAGCUUUCCAUGGGAGCUUAUGGAAAUAUGCCUGCAGAACCUGAAAAAUCAUAUGGACCUGUAUUUUAUGAAAUGGUUGCGAACGCCUGCAAUACAAACAAUGAUAUGAUAGGAUUUAAUGAAGAUGUUAUGAGGUCAUUGGUGGAUGAUG